Rhineura floridana is the source of this 2734-nucleotide messenger RNA. It is a transcript of the gene RNF186, whose product is annotated as ring finger protein 186. Gene Ontology annotation, biological process: protein ubiquitination. Gene Ontology annotation, molecular function: ubiquitin protein ligase activity. The record is from RefSeq and is a predicted model, not a curated record. The transcript has a single exon. NCBI's taxonomy places the organism in Eukaryota, Metazoa, Chordata, Lepidosauria, Squamata, Rhineuridae. The coding region runs from base 500 to 1411 and encodes 303 amino acids.
UUAAUCCAUCUCGUUAAUAAUAAUAACAAUCUUGUUGUCAUAACCAUAGUCCAAAUAAACGUAUCGAUUAACCCAUCUCAGGAUCCCUCCAAACCCUUCUGACUCUCUGAAUUUGCUUCCUGCUUGCCUGGAGCGAUUUUAAACACUGACGCCACCUUCUCUGCAGUUCUCAAGCGUCCUUCCUAAGUUUUUGUUUUCCAGUUUUACAAAAGAAAGGUUUGCUCUUUUGGACGAGAAUUACCCAGUGGUGUUAUCAGGCAUCAUAAAAUUCUGUGGCCGUUGGAGUUAUUGAUUAACGUUGAUCCCUCUCUUUUAAAAAAACAAACUACACACACGACGUCACUGCCUUUCCUAGCGCAGGCGGGAUAUUCGGAGAGCAAACAAAGCCUUCGUUCUGUGUUGACGGGACAAAGCGCCUUUAUAAGAGGAGCUGUCAAAUCCACAAACACAAUUUGCAAGGGCUGCUCUGUCGCCAUUGAGGCAACAGCUGUUUUCUCCCAUGGAAGGCUCAAGGGAUAGUUUAGACAUUGAGAAUGAAGCUGUCUGUCCGGAUGGCGAGAUGGACCAGCUAGUGACAGCAAAAGGGAAUCCUGCAGAAAUGAACCAGCCAGAGUCUUGCAAAGGGCCAACACUCCAUAUGGACAGUUGUCCAGGAUAUGCCACAGACUCUGUAGAAGAGGAUGGGUCUUGUGGUUCACCUGCCGUGGAAGAUCCCAGUCCCAAUGCUGCCCAAAUAGAAGCUCCAGGAACGGUCCAUUCAGCAUCUCCAAAGCCAGCCCCUUUGAUUGCCGCGGAGCCUUGUAACACCCCGGCCACCGAUCUGCACCAGCCGCGUCCGUCCAAAGUCUCGAUUGCCGACAUGGAUUGUCUCAUCUGCUGCAACAGGUACAGCGCUUGCCGGCUGCCGAAAGUCCUGGCCUGCCAGCAUGCCUUCUGCGCCGUCUGCCUGAAGCUCAUCUUGCGGAAUGAAGACCACACCUGGAUCAUCAGCUGCCCGCUCUGCCGAAAAGCCACCGUUGUCUUUGGCGGCCUCAUCUGCAGCCUUCGCGACAAAGAGGAUGUGGUGGGCCGUCUGGAAGGCCCCGAGCUGGACGCUGCGGUGCCCUGCCCGCCGGACUCUCCUGGCGCGAGCGACGCUAACUGCCGGCCUGUCUCCGGAAACCUCGCCGGCGUAGGGACCAACCGGGCAGCUGCCAAGAGGCUGGUGCUCCUCUUCCUCCUGGCUGCAAUUCUCAUUGCCCUUGUCCUCCCUUUUAUGUACACAGGAUUGCUGAAGUGGGCCCUUUGUUUUGUCGUUGUUCUGGGGCUCAUCAUGUCGGUGGUGCUUUGUUGCAACCCCAGCUGGAGAUGUUCCGAUCUUUCGCUGCCUUCCUGGAGGAAGAAGGAGAGCCAGGUUGUGUCAGUUGCCUGAAAAGACUGUAUAGUUUUCUCGUACGAUGGUGGGCCAGGAAUCUAUGGGCUCUACGAAAUGGUAGCUGCUGGAAGCAUCCUCUCUGUCUCUCUGGGACCCUGAGCAGGACAUCUGUCAUCAGCUACUGGAAGAAGGACUCGCAGAGGCGUCUCUGCUUCAGGUCAAUGUACAGAUCAGUCAGACGGGCCUUGUGGCUGGACAAGAGACCAAGGGCAAGAAGGGAAACGGGUAACGCAUUUGCUAAAAUGCUCUCUGGUAUUUGUGUCCUUUGAUGCACAGUCCCUCAUGCAGCACGGCAGGAAUGUACACACAUAUGCACACACACUGUUCUCUGUUGAUUUUGGUUUGAUUUCGUGUUGUCCAGACCAAAAACACACAAAGGGCUUCAUUUAAAGAUGUGUUGCCCCCAAAUGUUCAUGACUCUGUUUCAGAUCCACAAAAUAAAGGCUUGAAAAAGGAGGACCAAGGAGGGUAAGACUGUUAAAUGGCUGUUAAUCAUGUUGGCUAAAUGGAACCUCCAUGCUCAGAUCCUGGCUAUCUUUGCUUACUGUUGGGAAGGCAAGCAAGGGGGAGGUUGUUGCCGUCAUGUGCGGCUUUGUGAGGCUUCCUCAGAGGCAUCUGGCUGGCCAUGAUGAGAACAAAAUGCUGGGCUAGGUACGCCUAGAGCAGGGUUGGAGAACUGCCUCCCCCAAAUGUUGCUGGAGUACAAGUCCCACCGUCCCUGACCAUUGGUCAUGCUGGCCGAGGCUAAUGAGAGUUGAAGGUCAGCCACCUGUGGCCUAAAUAGAUCAAACCAGGGCUUUUCUUGCAUCCUUAUGAACCACUUAAUAUGAGUUGCUCAUUAAUUCCCCCGCUUGUAGUCUUGGCCAGGCUGUCUUUAUCUUGUCCAACAUACACUUCACAGACAAAAUGGAGAUUAUAAUACCUUUUUCUGUGUGCUUGACUACACCAAGUAGGGGAACGUGUCUCCCCUCCAGACGUUCUGGGACUCUACUUCCAGCAACCAGUAUGACCAAUGGUUAGGGAUUAAGAGGGGAGCUGGAGUUCCCAUGAGAUCUGAAGGGCCACGGGUGCCCCAUCCACGGAUGACAGGGACCAGGUCUCCCAGUAUCAUUCAACGUAAAGUGGGCUUGUUCUUGUGCAAAGAUUUUGAGGAACAAAGAAUCAUGUUCUCAUAACUCAGCACAAACGCCACUCAGGCUUCCUUGCGAAUGACGGCACUUGAAACACUCAGUAUUGUCAAAAUGUAUUGUGUCCAACAAACAUUGUUGUUUUUAAGUGUAUAUAUUUAAUAGGUUUUGAUCUGUAUAAAGGUAAUUUUUU